Nothoprocta perdicaria is the source of this 2003-nucleotide messenger RNA. RefSeq names its product Rac GTPase activating protein 1 (gene RACGAP1). NCBI's taxonomy places the organism in Eukaryota, Metazoa, Chordata, Aves, Tinamiformes, Tinamidae. Bases 34 to 1911 code for a protein of 625 amino acids. The transcript has 17 exons. Gene Ontology annotation, biological process: signal transduction. The record is from RefSeq and is a predicted model, not a curated record.
GGAGCGCGCGCCGGGUCGGCGCCUCAGGCGAAGAUGGAGACCUCGGUGCUGAAUCUGCGGAAUCUGUUUGACCAGCUCGUGUGCCAGGUCGACGUCCUGAGUGAACGGAACGAGUAUCAAUUCGCUCAGUUAGCGAGGAACUUUGAAGAGUUUCGGAAAAAAUCCCAGAAAACGGAGCAUGAGCUUGCCAAGUACAAGGAUCUCCUAAUGAAGACGGAAACGGAGCGCAACGCGUUGGAGGUGAAGCUGAAACACGCCCGCAACCAAGUGGACGUGGAGAUCAAGCGGAGGCAAAAGGCUGAAGUGGACUGCGAGAAGCUGGAGCGCCAAAUGCAGCUGAUCCGAGAUCUGCUCAUGUGUGAUGUGACCGGCAGCAUCCAGCUCAGCGAGGAGCAGAAGUCUGCGCUCGCCUUCCUGAACAGGCCCCAGGUCUCCGCAGGGAGCUCRGGGAACAAGAGGCUGUCUACAAUUGAUGAAUCUGGCUCAAUUUUGUCAGACAUCAGCUUUGACAAGACUGAUGAGUCACUGGACUGGGACUCCUCUGUGGUGAAAUCGGUGAGGCUGAAGAAGAGAGAAAAGCGGCGCUCCUCCCGGCAGUUCAUUGAAGGCCCCCCCGGACCCCUGAAGAAAACACGAUCAAUUGGCUCCACGGUGGAGCAGGGAAAUGAGUCCAUAGUGGCAAAGACGACUCUCACCGUCCCCAGUGAUGGUGGCCCCAUUGAAGCCGUCUCCACUAUCCAGACGGUGCCUUACAACCUCAGGAACCAGAGGAAGGAUACCCUCCAGCCUUGGAGCAGCAACUCCAGCUUGGGCAGCAGGCAGCUGCAGGCCAAGUCGGAGAGCGAUGGCUCCAGCACUCCGCAGGGCACGGGCGGCGUGAGGCUGCACGAGUUCGUCUCAAAAACGGUUAUCAAACCAGAAUCGUGUGUUCCCUGCGGAAAGCGGAUCAAGUUUGGAAAACUGUCUCUAAAAUGCAGAGACUGCCGCGUGGUGACUCACCCGGAGUGUCGGGACCGCUGUCCCCUUCCCUGCAUCCCCAUCUUGGCAGGCACUCCCGUCCGGAUCGGGGAGGGGACCUUGAUGGACUUUGUCCCUACUACUCAUCCAAUGAUCCCUUCCAUCAUAGUGCACUGCGUUAAUGAGAUUGAACAGCGAGGGCUGCGUGAGACGGGCCUCUACCGCGUGUCUGGCUGCGACAAGACCGUGAAGGAGCUGAAGGAGAAGUUCCUGAGGGCCAAGAGCGUGCCUUUGCUCAGCAAAGUGGACGACAUCCACGCCAUCUGCGGCCUUCUGAAGGACUUCCUGCGCAACCUGAAGGAACCCUUGCUCACCUUCCGCUUAAACAAGACCUUUAUGGAAGCUGCAGAAAUCUCUGAUGAUGACAACAGCAUUGCCGCUAUGUACCAAGCGAUCGGGGAGCUCCCGCAGGCCAACAGGGACACUCUGGCUUUCCUCAUGAUCCAUCUGCAGAGAGUGGCUCAGAGCCCCGAGACCAAAAUGGACAUUGCCAACUUGGCCAAAGUCUUUGGCCCCACAAUCGUCGCCCACGCRGUGCCCGACCCCGACCCGCUGACGAUCCUGCAGGACACGAAGCGGCAGCCCAAGGUGGUGGAGCGGCUGCUGCUGCUGCCCCUGGAGUACUGGAGCCAGUUCAUGGUGGCGGAGCAGGAGAACGUCAUCGAGAACACGGCCGCCUUCUCCGCUCCCCAGACGCCCGACUUCAAAGUGAGCAUCCUGGGCCCCCUCACCACCCCCGAGCACCAGCUCUCCAAGACGCCCUCGUCCAGCUCCCUGUCCCAGAGGGUCCGCUCCACCUUCGGCAGAACCACCCCCAAAUUUGGGAGCAAAAGCAGCUCCGCCACCCAGCUCAGCCGCCAAGGCCACUUCUUUGCCUCCCCGGUGCUGAAGUGAAGYGGAGCGGAGCCUGCAGCGUUGCUUUUAACUUUGCACAGCGCGAGGCCGGGCUGCCGUCGCGCCGCRCGGCCGCCUCCUCGCGGGCUCUG